Molecule: messenger RNA, 2529 nt
Organism: Helianthus annuus (common sunflower)
Lineage: Eukaryota; Viridiplantae; Streptophyta; Magnoliopsida; Asterales; Asteraceae
Product: protein MLN51 homolog
Exons: 11
Coding region: 250-2061 (603 amino acids)
Biological process (GO): mRNA processing
Cellular component (GO): exon-exon junction complex
Molecular function (GO): mRNA binding
Source: RefSeq, a predicted model, not a curated record
CUUCUCCCUUCAAUUUUCCAUCCAAAUAGGUGCCCUAGAAAUACAGAUAUUCCACCUUACAACAACUACACACCCUAAUGUUACUUUCGAUCUCUCCUUUCUCCAAACCCUAACAAAAAAAAUCAAAUCUUGCUCUCCAAGUUUCCCCAUUCCGGUUGUUGUUAACCGUCACGAUAAACUUUCAACCGCUUUGAUCUGGUCUAUUGAUCAGAAUUAGGGUUUUUGUUCGAGCGGUUUUUGACAGUUGACAUGGCGGAUGCAGCGGAUGAAGAUGAGUACGAGAGUGAUCCGGAGCAGGCCAAGCUUUCGUUGAAGAUGCGGCGGAGGACGGUGGCCAGUGACGAUGAGGAGGAAGACGACGGUGGUGGUGAUAACGCUAGGGUUAGGGUUGGGGUUGGUGAAUCUAGGGUUUCGGAUUAUGAGUCGGAUGGGCAGGGUGCGGCAGCGGAGUAUGAGGAUGAAGAUGAAGAUGAUGAUGAAGAAUAUGAUUUAGUGGAGGAAGUUGAAGUUGAGGAUGAAGUUGUUGAGGGGAGUUCUGGUGGAGUGAAAUUGGAGAAAGAGUAUGUGGAUGAGAGUGUUGAUCAGGUUGAUGAUAAUGGGAAUGGAGUGGGAGAGGGGGAGGGGGAAGGGGAAGGGGAGGGAGGGGAGAAGAAGGAGAAUGAGCCGUUUGCGGUGCCGACAGCGGGCGCGUUUUACAUGCAUGAUGAUCGGUUUAGAGACAGUGCUGGUGGUAGACACAGGCGAACUCUUGGUGGGAGGAAAUUGUGGGAGUUGAGAGAUGAAAGCAAAUGGGGCCAUGACAAGUUUGAAGAAAUGACUAUGCAUGAAAGGCCUUACAAUGAGGGUAGAAGGGUUCCAAGAGGUCGUAAUCGAGCCCGCGGUAGAAACCGAGGUGAAGAUCAUGGAUUUGUGCGUGGAAAUCGGCCUAAAACUUACAACAAUAACAAUCAAAUGAGUGGGCCCAAGUCUGUCAGAGGUCGAGGCCCUAGAAGAUAUCAGCCUUCUACACAAAACAGUUUCGAAGCUUCUGCACAAAACAGACAGUCUGCUAAACCAGUUGAGAAAACCUCACAUGCAAAUUCAGGACGAGCAUCUGCUGCCCCGUCAGCAUCAGAAUCUGCACAAGUUCCCGUUAGGAAAAAUGUUGCAUCGAAUUUGAAUUAUGCUUCUCCCCCGUUUUAUCCGUCUGGCUCUUCGAACAAAGAACCGAACGCGACUCAGAAAAAAGAUGCUCAAACUGGAUCGCUUAACAGGGGCCCACACACUCCUGUUAUGUCAGAGAAUUAUCCGGUUUCUCAGUCCAAUAUUCCUCGUGGGAAAAACGUUUCCGUUUCUUUAGGUAUGGACAAGCUUUAUAUAGAUGAUUCGGUCUCUAAGCCCUUAAACAAAGGCCAAAUUUCAUUUGGGCAAGUGGCAUAUCAACCCGUAAAUAGGCCCAAUGUUCAACCUUCUGGUCAACAGUUUGGCGCUCGAUCUGCUAGUGUGUCCCGUGCAUCUUCCCCACCGAAAACAUCUGGUCCCGCACAUGGGAUUGAACCUACUGACGUGGAAUCUUCUACGGAAUCUAAUGAUUCUAAGACCGCAUUGGUUGGAAAAGGGAAAGGUAGUGUUCCAAGCAGUGGAAUGAGCUCGUUUUCUUAUGGUGAUCAGAACUUUCCUGGUGCUCCAACAUUCUUGCCAGUUAUGCAAUUUGCAGGGCAGCACCCUGGGGGUCUCGGAGUUCCUGCUGUCGGCAUGGCGUUCCCUGGAUACGUUGCUCAGCCGAACGGGAUGGGAAAUUCUGAGAUGACAUGGUUACCUGUUUUGGCUGGUGCUGCUGGAGCUUUAGGUGCUGCUGGACUAGGGGCACCCUAUCCUUACAUCACAAUGGACGGUGCGUAUCAUGCACGUGCGUCUGGUCAGCCGGCGGCAUUAGCUCCUCCUAUAAGCAAAGACGGUAAUAUGAAUAAAUCUGGCAGUGGAAUGAUGCCUUCUCAGAAACCUGAGCUUGCAAAUGAUGAAUUGAGGCAACGCCAAAAUAAAGCUCGCAGAUACACUGAAAUGAAGUUUGAUAAGCGUUAGGCCUUCUGUGAUUUCCAGUUUACUCCUGGACCACUUUGGGCGACCGCAUUAUUCCCCAAUUAUUUAUGGUAUGUGUUUGAAACAACGCCUGCUCAUGCUGCGUCCUCGUAGUUAAAGAAUGCAGUCUGACAGGUGGCAGGACUUUUUUUGGAUGCAAGGUUUAUUGUGGCUUUGUUUCUUCUUUUUUUUUUUCUUUUUUUUUUUUUUUUGAAUUGUGAAAGUUUUUGGAUGGUAGGGCUCUCUUUGAAAAUAUAUUUGGGAGAAUAGUAAAAGAACAAUAGCAGUGGCUUUGUGUCAAGUUUUGUGAACCUCCUGUGUUUGUUUUUGUUCUUCCAUUUUGAGGAUUGAGUUGUGUUUGGGGGUUGAAUCGCCAUCUGUUUUGCGUUGCAGCAUGUUUGGACUUUGGAGACUUGUUUCUAUCUUUUGUAUGACUUGGUAAUUGUGUUUCUUGAUAACUCUGUUUUGUUA